AUGAGCGAUCCCAAAGAGAAGCAUGACGAGAGCCUCGGCCAUAAGCUCAAGCUUCCCUUCCGCGAGCUCAAAGACAAGAUCGACAACAAUGACCACAUCCGCGACGCGAAAAUCCGCAUGAUCCAACAGAAGCACAAGAUCGGCAAGUUUGCGAAUCUAUUCAACCCCCAACAUCGCCAUGACGAGGCGCACGAGAAAGCCUGCGACGCGAAGCGCAGCAAGAUCGCCGAAUCGCAUCGCUUUGAUUCCUAUUUUCCCGAGCGCGAGGGCAACAUAGCGAAGUGGUAUGUGGAUGGUAGAGACUAUUGCUGGGCCGUGUCCGCCGCUCUUGAGGGCGCAAAGGAGACGAUAUACAUUGCAGACUGGUGGCUGUCGCCUGAGCUCUUUAUGCGCCGACCCCCUUACUUCAACCAGGAGUGGCGCCUCGACCAGAUUCUCAAGCGGCGCGCCGAGGCAGGCGUCAAGAUCUAUGUCAUCGUCUACCGCGAGGUCCAGGCCGCUCUGACGUGCAACUCGGAGCAUACCAAGCAUGCACUCCAGGCCCUGUGUCCCGAGGGCUCCCCUGGCUAUGGCAACAUCACCAUCAUGCGCCACCCCGAUCACAACGUCUUGGAGAACGCCGCCGACAUGACUUUCUAUUGGGCCCACCAUGAGAAGUUCGUCAUUGUUGACUACGAAGUCGCCUUCAUUGGCGGCUUGGAUCUCUGCUUUGGCCGCUGGGACACGCACCAACACGUGCUAGCUGAUGUGCACCCAGAGGGCGUCACCAACGAGGUGUGGCCAGGUCAGGACUUCAACAACAACCGCGUCAUGGACUUUAAGAACGUGCAGGACUGGAAGCAGAACGAGCUGAGCAAGGCCGAAAAUGGCCGCAUGCCCUGGCACGACGUUGCCAUGGGCAUCAUUGGGCCGGCUAUAUACGACAUUGCCGAACACUUUGUUCUUCGCUGGAACUUUAUAAAGAGAGAUAAGUAUAAGCGAGAUGCCCGGUUUGACUGGAUCGAGCUGCAAGGACGUCAGGGUGAUGAUGAGGAUCUUGUGGGCGUCCAAAGGCCUGGCCAUCCGGUGGGUGACUAUGUACUCCACCCGCUGUCCUCCUUAGAUACCAAGAACCUUGCCGAUCGCGGCACUGUCCACGCCCAGAUUGUACGCUCCAGUGCAGACUGGUCCAGUGGCAUCCUCACAGACCACUCCAUCCAGAACGCCUACAGCGACCUCAUCCGUAACGCGCAACACUACGUCUACAUCGAGAACCAGUUCUUCAUCACAGCAACGGGAGACAAGCAGAGCCCAAUUCACAACACGAUAGGCCGUGCUAUCGUAGACGCCGUCGUCCGCGCCGGGAAAGAGGGACGCAAGUUUCGGGUCAUCAUCCUGAUCCCUGCCGUGCCCGGGUUUGCGGGCGACCUGAGGGAUGACGGCGCACUCGGGACUCGUGCCAUUAUGGACUAUCAAUACAAGUCUAUAUGCCGAGGGGAGCACAGCAUAUUCGAGCAGAUCCGGAAGCAGGGGGUCAAUCCGAAGAAGUACAUUUACUUCUUCAACCUCCGGAGCUAUGACCGCCUAAACAAGACACCCGCCAUCAAGAAGCAGGAGGAGCAGUCGGGCCUCAAGUACCAGGAUGUGCAACGGGCCGAGGCCGAAGAGAUUAUGGGUGAGGGUGUGAACGGGACUAUCGAUUCCGAGGUCGGUCACGAUAAACACAUAGGCAAACGACGCGAACAGGACGCUUCAGCCCACGGGGUACUUCACAAGAACGUAGCAGAAGAGCGCAAGCCGACUGCCGAAGAGAAGGCGACAGAUACCAAGCGACGCUUCGAAGCAGCCCAGCCCGAGGGGCAGCAUACGGAUUCGCCGUCUGGCGUCGGACAGCGUGCCAUGGCCGGACAACCUCUGGUUUCUGAGGCGCAUUGGGACGGAAAGCCGGAAGAGGAGGUCGCCAACUGGAUACAGGAAGAGCUCUACAUCCACGCCAAGCUUCUCAUCGUCGAUGACCGGACUGUAGUGUGCGGCUCGAGCAACCUCAACGACCGAAGUCAACUAGGAUAUCACGACAGCGAGCUGAGCAUCGUCUUGGAGGAUACGGAACGAUUCUCGUCCACCAUGGCCGGAAAGCCGUACGAGGCAGGGUGGCACGCCGCGACGCUGAGGCGCUAUCUGUGGCGAGAACAUCUCGGACUAUUACCGCCACAGGAGCUGGACGGCAGCAACGACCCGAAUGCCCAGCCGCCGGGCGACGAUUCGCCAAAUAAUGUCUAUGACAAGGACAAGUCGUGGAAGCUCGUAGAGGACCCCCUGAGUGACGAGCUGUGGGAGAUGUGGACUAGCCGGGCGACGAAGAACACCGAGGUCUUCAGGCAUCUGUUUCACGCUGACCCCGAUGACCAUGUCAAAACAUUUGACGACUACAACGCCUUCCUCCCAGCAAGGGGCGUGAAACCGGGACACAUAUUCGACCGAAUGGUUCCUCCAGGCGAUAUUCGGAGCAAGCUGGACGAAGUCAAAGGUCAUCUGGUGUGGAUGCCUCUAGAUUUUCUCAAGGACGCUCAGAUGGCGGAAAAGGGGAUGCAGGUCAAUUCGUGGACGGAGAGCGUCUACACGUAG
This is a messenger RNA of Lasiosphaeria miniovina, 2604 nucleotides long. RefSeq lists its product as uncharacterized. The transcript is spliced from 5 exons. Gene Ontology annotation, cellular component: intracellular membrane-bounded organelle. The coding region runs from base 1 to 2604 and encodes 867 amino acids. Gene Ontology annotation, biological process: intracellular signal transduction; phospholipid catabolic process; phosphatidic acid biosynthetic process. Lineage: Eukaryota; Fungi; Ascomycota; Sordariomycetes; Sordariales; Lasiosphaeriaceae. Gene Ontology annotation, molecular function: D-type glycerophospholipase activity. The record is from RefSeq and is a predicted model, not a curated record.